AUGCCAUCAUUAAAAUGGCAAAUUGCUUUUGGUCUCGGAGCAGCCGGUGCUUUGGGUUUAGCUUAUUGGUAUUUAAGAACCAGCAAGAAGGAAACGUUGCAGACACUUAAUGCUGCAAUUGAAAAUGAUAAGGAAAAUAGUCCGUUUCAAGAAGCACAAAAGUUUAAGACACAAGGUAACGAAUUUUUUAAAAGAGGCAAAUAUGAUGAGGCCAUUGCCUGUUAUAAUAACGCAAUAGAAACAAUACCGGAAGAACACAAAUUAGAUCUUGCUACCUACUAUCAAAACCGAGCUGCUGCAUACGAACAGCUAAAAAAAUGGAGUUCAGUAAUAUCAGAUUGCACAAAAGCGAUUGAACUUAAUAAUCGAUAUGAAAAAGCACUUUUCAGAAGGGCCAAAGCUGAGGAAAUGCUUAAAGACUGGGUCAAUGCAUUAGAUGACAUUACAACAGUGUGCUUAUUACAAAAUUUUCAAAAUCAAGCUACCAUGCUUAUGGCUGAUAGAGUAUUAAAGGAAUUGGGUAAACAAAAUGCAGCAGAAGCUAUCAAAAAUAGAAUACCUGUAAUACCUUCACGUAGUUUUAUUAAGACAUAUUUUUCUUCAUUCUCUGAGGAUCCUGUAUUCAAAAGUUACAAGAAACAACUGAGCCACUAGGACUAGGUGAUUUGAAAGGUUUUCUGAAGGCAAAAUUAGCUUUUGCUACUGAAAGGUUUGAUGAAGUUAUAUCCGCAUGCACAGAAGAACUAAAUCUUAGUGAGUCUGAAUCACAGUACAAAUUUGAAGCCUUAUCCCUUAGAGCAUCAUUUUAUUUCCUCACUGGUCAGUUCAAGGAGGCUUUAGAAGACCUUACAUUUAUAAUAGACUCUAAAGAAGCAGAUCUUCUCAUCAAGGUAAAUUCUCUAAUAAAGAGGUCUUCAAUUUACAUGCAGACAGAAAAAAUCCAGGAUUGCCUUGCUGACUUUGAAAAAGCUGCCGAAUUAGGUCCAGAAGUAUCGGAUGUAUUCCAUCACAGGGGUCAAGUGAAACUAUUAAUGGAGCAAAUAGAAGAUGCCAGAAAAGACUUUGAAAAGGCGGUAUCUCUAAAUUCCGAUUUUGCAGUCGCUGUCGUACAAAAAUGUUAUGCAGAUUAUCGUUAUGCCAUGCAAGUUAAAGACGUAACUCUUCUCAUGCAAACAAUGCACGAUUUCCGUAUGGCUAUCGAGCGUUUCCCGAAUUGUGCGGAAACCUACGUUUUAUUCGCACAAGUGAAAACCGAAAAACAAGAGUUCCACGAAGCCGAGAAACUAUAUCAAACUGCCAUGGAAAUUGAUCCGCAUAAUGCUUCUAUUUACGUCCAUAGGGGGCUUUUGUUGUUACAGUGGAAGGGUGAAAUUGAAAAUGCCGUUGACCUCAUGAAGGAGGCUAUAAAAGUUGAUGAUAAGUCUGAGUUUGCGUAUGAAACGCUUGGAACUGUAGAAGUACAAAGAGGUAAUUUGGUACUCGCAAUAGAAUUGUUUAACAAAGCCAUCGCCCUUGCAAGGUCGGAGAUGGAAAUGGUGCAUUUAUUUUCACUUAGAGAUGCGGCGUCUUCACAACUCAAAAUAGCCUCGAAGAUGGGUUUGGGACCAGAUAUUUUAAAAGGAGUGUCAUAA
Molecule: messenger RNA, 1631 nt
Organism: Diabrotica balteata
Lineage: Eukaryota; Metazoa; Arthropoda; Insecta; Coleoptera; Chrysomelidae
Source: the annotation of a GenBank genome assembly